CUUCUAGGCGUCCUUCAAAGGCAAACGAUGCACGGCAACAAAGCAGAAUGAAGUCGAUGAAGGAAGUGUUCGAUAGCAACAUCUCAGGCACGGAUGCACAACACAACCGAGACACGAUUAAGAGUAAUGGGAGGAAAGCAGAUGCGGCAAACGUGCGAGUUUUUUCAGUUGAUAAAGUUACCGUCGAGAAAAUCGUUCUAGAAUCGUCAAAUAGGUUACGCAAGGUAUUGCUGACAAAACACGAGACUUCGAGAAAACUAGCUUUGAGCUUUAAUUGCGUUAAACAAACGAGAGACAAACGACGGAAAUCAACGAGUAAUGGCAGAUUUCAAAUCUCGGUACCGAAAAACGCGUUCAUGUCAAGAGUGAAAGACAUCGUUUCUGACGAUCAAUCGAAACUAUCCAUUCUGAGAAGCCGAAAAAGCAAUGACAUUAGUCCUUCAAACGAGGAAAAUAGAAUCACGCCGUUUAAGUUUAUUAGGAGUCCGUCGAUUAACAGUAUCGUAAUCGACAGUUUGAAUUCAGUGAAUGUCAAAAGGAACAAAGUGCCAUCGAAGGUCCCAGAGAAAACCGCGACUGCGAGAGGACGUAGUUCAUCUUUAAAAGCGAUCUCUGUCCCAUUCACAAGAGUGGAACCCUUCAAGGAUUUAUUGCCAAAUCGGGAAAAAGUUGUUGACAAGAUAACAGCCAAGCUUAAACAAAAGCAAUCGGAACAAGAAAUUUCCGACACAAAAGAUACUGAGAAAAAUGAAAAGAGUGAUAACGGUAUAAGCUUUACUGAAAUCGAAAAGUACAAUGAGGCAUCUGAGGUUGCAAACAUAGGUCGCGGCAAAACAAAGAAGAUCAAGAAGCAGAAGAAGAUUGUUGGAGAAAGUCUCGGAAAAAACGCGAGAUUUGACAAAAAUGUACAAUAUUAUUUAGAAAAAAGUCAGGUAACUAUUAAGGAUCUCCAGAACAAUCUGCGCACCAGUACCGUGCAAAGUUACAAGGAAGAAUUGCUAGGUCUUCAGGUUCUGAGGCCGUCAUCAAUUACCACGAAUCGUGGCGAGCGAUUGAACGCUGAAUUCGACAAAGAUUUUCUCAAACACAAUCUGGACAAGCGCUUGAAAAUUGAAGAAAAGAGAUUGCUGGAGACCGAUCUAGAUUAUGUGUCCGAUAACAACAGAAUCAGUGAGAGCGAAGAUCGACCAUUGGUCAAGCUCGACAUUAAGCGACAAUACAGUGCAAAAGUGACGGAGGUGGAAAAAAGAUGGUCCGGUGAAUUUCUGGUGCGUCGUCUGCAACGCAAUUCCUCGGAAUCGUCGAAAUCAUCUUAUGUUGAAAAAUUCGGCAGCGUAUCCUCGCACGAGAGUAUUGUUAAGGAUCGCGACAUCAGGCUGUUAUUCGAUCGAGAGGCGUCACGUCCGACAAAGUUCGUGGAGAGAAGCACGUCUACCGACAAGUCCAAGAAACAAACUUCGGAUGAAGCCCUUGAAAACAGCACCGUAAGCACCGUUGACUCCGACUCGUGCUUGGAGGAUAGAAGUAAAGCCGUCGACGAGAACAUUGCGCACGUGACGAACGAAAUACAGACGAAGGAUAACAAUGAUAUUGAUGAACUCGAUAGAGUUUAUGACGAUACGAAAGAUGAAAAUCGAUGGAAUGAAAAAAUUGACAAAAAUACGAUUCUUACGAUAACAGCGAUAGUCCAUAAUCAAAAAGAUCAAAGUUUAAAGAAAAAUUUUAAUGACACAACAGUUGAUUGUUAUAAUAAUCCAAAUAUAAAUGCAGUGAAGAGCGAUUGCGAAAAAAAUAUUAAAAACUGUGUAUUGAAGAUACUUUGUAUCGAGAACUUUUUGACCGAAAAGAGAAAGAACACGAAUAUUGAUUUUGCCACAGCAGUUAAUUCGGAAGAACCCAUCAAUUCGACUUUUGUGCUACAAGAUCAUUGCAAGAUCAGCGGCAGCAAGGACGGUUACGCUAAUCUUGUCAAGGAAUUCACAAUGGAGGCGGCAUCAUCAAAGAUAAAAAAGGAAGAGAAGCAAAAGCGGAAGCUCGGCUUUCGACAUCUCUUGCCGGCCAUCUUCUCGCCGAAGGACUCGCGGAAGGAAUACAAAAAGAAAGAGCAGAAGGAGCGGAAGCGAUACGAUGAGCGACACUUUGCUCGUUACCAACAGAAUGGUAAUUACACGCGUUCGCCGGACACGAUGAAUCUGAACGAGGAUAUCAAGAGGAACGUGAAGCUAGACAGCAGUCUUAAUGGUUCCAUCAUUGAUGAGAGACUAGAUCAGAUCAAACGCGAGCUAUUUCCCGAGCAGCAGGGCCCGAUCACUAGUACGCCCGAUCAUUUUUUACAGACGAUGAAUGACACGCGACUUUUGCGCCAACGAGGCAAAGGUCAGAAGUCAUGCACCACUGACUCGAGUCUCAGUUCAAUCGCGCCGAACGAGCGGUGGAUGGAUCGUGGCGCAGCGCACGUUAGCAUCUUACCCAACUUCAGGAAGUACGAACAGCAACAACGACAGGAGGAGCGCGACGGUCAUCGGCGGUACGGACGGCACAUGUUGGAACGCAAGCACAGUCUGCAGGAGCCAAAUCACAAUGCUCACAGUUACUUCUUUCAGCGGAAUCAUGCAGCAUCCGGGCGGAUUUCGGCACCGCCUAGUGAACGAUAUCUCGUGUGGCCGCGUGGUAUACAUCCGGUCGACCGACCGUUGCCGGCGAUUCCGCAAUCUCGCGUGGAAUUGUCGAAUUACGAGAAUUAUGAAGAGGAUCGACUGUGCGAUGAUCUUGGCAGUUUAAACGUGGCUGACAAUGGAAACUAUCAAAAUCAGCCUGGACUUUAUCGAAACGAUAGAAAUCUUGAGACGAGCCUAAUUCACGCACCACAAUCGGUACCCGCGCAAAUGAAAAUCACUCGACAGCCGAUCGUGAAUCAGACGCAGCGAGCGCCGUUGAUUGGUCGAAUACCAAAGUAUCCGUCGCCCGGAUCUAGCCAGAAAUCCGGCGAUUAUGCCGACUUGAGCUGCACGCCCAAUUCAAGCCAAAAAAGCGAGUUCUCGCCCUCGAGCUCGAAGAGCGGAGAGUAUUAUUUAAACUCGCCUCGCAGCAGCACACGGACUUCACCCACCGAACGGGCGCCUUUCGAGGACACGCAAGAAAGGAUCUAUGAGAAUAAAGCUCGAUCAACGAUUUCUCAGUUGUCUAGUAACUACGCCGAAGAACACGUCUAUGACAAGACUCCAUCAUCGCCGUGUCGUGAAGAACGCGUGAAAACGUCGAACCAUACGACCGAAAAUUUGCCAGAAAAGAGAAACGAUCUCUACAAACAAAAAUCGUCGAAUGAACAAUCACCUUUUAAGAAUUCUGUCCUACAAUUUUACGAACAUAAUAAAGCUAUGCAAACGAAGUUGAAACAAGAAAUCGAGAAAUCGUGCGACGAUUCCUUAAGAAAUCACGAACAAACAAAUACAAGCUUGAAGAACAACUCACCAGUGCCCAUAUCAAACGUAUCACCGUCAAAACACGGUAUGACAGCAGCAGUGUCUCCAAGAUCUCGGACCAGAAGAUCGCAGCCCAACGAUCAAAUUCUGAUAGCCUCGCCCAAGAGAGAAGAGAUCUGUCAGUCUCGAGUAUCACGGCCAUCAAAUGAGGCCAAAUUCUGCGGCGCGGAAUCGCCAGUUCUCAUAGCAGAUUCACACGACAGUAUCUCCAGUAUCGUAUCGAUUAACGUGCGAGAUCAAUACGGCGGCCAAAAUCCUUGCGCUGCAACAAGAUCCAUGGAAUCGAGAACUGCGUCAUCCUCUGGCUUGCUAAGAGGUAUCUCACGUCCCGAGCCGAUUUACGGACAAUGUAGGCAGCGGCAAAGUCCUUCACGGAGCAAUGCAUCAGAUAUAAAUAAAGAUAGACACGAAAACAAUCAAUCGCCAUCCAGGCUGUACAGUCCGCCUGAAUCGCAUUGCAACGUUAAUGAGAAGGUCGACCAGACUCAAAAUCAUAGCCCUAUGCCGCGAAAUCCACAAUUGUAUGAUUUAGAAGUUAAUCAAGUAUUUAACGAGCCGGAAAGAAGAGUGGCUCGAUCCUCGAUACGCGAGUCGUUGAACGCAGCGCAGGAUAUUUGUCAGCAACAUCGACCUGACGUUAUCGCUCAGCAACAAGCGUUUUUUACGACGUCAACGUCUCUAUCGGACGCUCAACCAUUGCCGAUAGCAAACCAGAAUAAAGUACAUGCAGGAAGUAUAAAUUCGCUGCAGCACGAAUCGAUUUACGAACGACACUUACCACAACAGUACCAACAUCCGCGACAACAAGAUCAAGAAGCUAUAUACGUUCAGCGAAUCGCUGAAGCGACUUGCGACGAUCAGCAAAAUCAUUCAGUCUGCGGAAUGUUGUCACCCAAACAAGAGACCAGACAACAUUUGGAGGCAUUUUACUGGCAACAGAAAGCGCUGGAAGCGCACCGGAAGUCGGCAGCCUCGCCAUUGGUGAGCUCCGGUCCGCGGCAGACAGCACCGAAGAUCGAUUUGCCGGAAAUGCGCGAAGCAGUGUAUUGGCAACAAUUAAAAAGACUUGACGAAGAGCAACAGCAGCGAAUCUACGAACAAAAUCUUAUGACAGAUGGCGUGUAUGAAACGUAUUACAAGAUGAGAACGGGAAGCCCCAUAUUGUUUCCUCAGGGGACAUUCAGUCCAAACGCGAUGAUCGCGCCCGGUUCCGUCAUUCACCGAGACGAAUCUUACCGGAUCAACGCGCAGCAUCAGCAAUUGCAGGCGCGUCUAAAAACGAAUCCGACCGGGAAGCUAUCAUUGAUAUUACAAACGCAAAAAGGCCAAAAUCAGCCAGUGCUGAUAGUCCGUCCGCAGCAGCAGGCACUGCGGGACCAUCAGAAAUCAAUGUUGAUAGAGCCCAUGGCGAAUCCUACAGGAUUGUGCAACACGUCGAGGUCGAAGAGUGCUUCACCACAUUUUCAUAAAGACAAGACCGAAUCUCGUUCCGAUUUGACGUGCGAAAAAUCAUUCACGGAGAAAUCGCGCAGCGCGGUAUCCCCAAGGAGACUAGAAGUUCGCGGCGCGACUAACGAGGAGGGCAGUACUGACGGCGAGGGUAAACGGCCACACCCAAUAUUUAAGCGAGGCAGUCUCAUAGGGAGAGACUCGAUGGAGUAUGGAAGCACGGGACCUAAGCGUGUAAGUUUUUCCAAUCAGCCGAACACCGCCGGGCCAGAUUUAGCGGUGACAGGAGGCAACUGGCCGACAAAGCAUGGCACAGCUGCCGAACCGCCCACCAGGCGACACAGAAGCGAAGAUAGUGCCUCGGACACCGAUUCGGUGUUUUUGCAUCAGGACCGAUGCGAUGCCGCUGCGAGUCAAAACAUUGUUUCGUAUGACGCUCGCAACGCAAGUCCGGCUAUGAAAUACCGUAUGAAUACUGAUAAUUGCUUGGAACAGGAAUACGACGCUAAUAGACCGUUGCCACCGCUGCCGAAGGAUUCGCUGAUCAUCUCGCGCCGUAGAAAUGGCGCCAGGAAUUACGUCUGCAACGAUGUCCGAUGGAACGGCGAGGAGCAACGCAGCUGUCGACGAAGGCAGGGGCAGAAGAAAGUUCCUCUUUGCAAACCCUUCACUAUCUGCGCAACUGAUGGAUACGUGGUUGAUAUGCUUGGACCGUAUCUUGCAAAUCAAAAUGAUGCGGAAAUUUUGAAGACCAUCCUUCAAGAUUCAAAUGGUUUAUGUAACUUGUUAACGGAAGGUGAUACUUUUGUCCUUGAUCGCGGUUUCCGCGAUAUAGCAGAUGAUUUAGAGAAAAAGAAGUUUACAGUUUUAAUGCCCGCAUUGAAAGGAAAACGAAAGCAAUUGUCAACAAAAGAGUUUAAUCAAUCUAGAUUUGUUACCAAAAUUCGCUGGGUGGUUGAAUCUGUUCAUGGAAUACUUAAACAAAAGUAUCGUUUACUUGAUCACAAAAUUGACAACAAGUUGGUACCAAAAAUAGGAGCUUAUUUUAGGAUUGCAUCAUAUCUAAACAACACUUUCGGAAAAAGAUUACAAUCUGACGUAGAAACUGCGGAUGAAAUUGUACAGAGAAUGCAUGACCAGAAAGAAACGGAAAAUACUUUGGCUAUUGAGGCCGAAGAAAAAGGAUGGUUUCGUCGAAAACUUCCUUUCCAAAGUAUGACGUCUGAUGAUCUUUUGGAUUUUCCAGAAAUGACCGAAAGAGACUUGAAAAAUUUAUUUACCGGUUCGUACCAACUUUCUCAAGCCAGUGUCGUAUUUAGCAGAGAUGGUAGAUACAAACG
Molecule: messenger RNA, 6271 nt
Organism: Linepithema humile (Argentine ant)
Lineage: Eukaryota; Metazoa; Arthropoda; Insecta; Hymenoptera; Formicidae
Source: RefSeq, a predicted model, not a curated record